UUACAUGUAAAUGAAAUGCAAAUUGGCAGCUGUUGGUUGAGAGCCCUGCCCCCGGCCAGUUUUCGAUCUAGACAGUGGAGUGAACAUUGUUUCCGAUCCAUUGGCUGCUCUGAGUCUCAAAAGGGAACAUUCCUGGUCUCAGAGAGAAAAAUGAGAACCCAUCAGGUGCUCGCCUUUCUCCUGCUCUUGGUGAUUGCCUCUGUGGCCUCUGAAAACGCCAGCACAUCCCGCGGUUGCGGGCUAGACCUCCUCCCUCAGUACGUGUCUCUGUGCGACCUGGACGCCAUUUGGGGCAUCGUGGUGGAGGCGGUGGCCGGGGCAGGUGCCCUGAUUACACUGCUCUUGAUGCUCAUACUCCUGGUGCGGCUGCCCUACAUCAAAGACAAAGAGAAGAGGAAGCCUGUGUGCCUCUACUUCCUCUUCCUCUUGGGGACCCUGGGCCUUUUUGGGUUGACGUUCGCCUUCAUCAUCCGGAUAGAUGAGACUAUCUGCUCAAUACGCCGCUUCCUCUGGGGUGUCCUCUUCGCACUUUGCUUUGCCUGUCUGCUGAGCCAGGCGUGGCGUGUGCGGAGGCUGGUGUGUCAGGGCACAAGCCCGGCAGGCUGGCAGAUGGUGGGCCUGGCAUUGUGCCUGAUGCUGGUACAGGUCAUCAUUGCCACUGAGUGGCUGGUGCUGACAGUGCUGCGUGACACGAAGCCAGCUUGCGCCUACGAGCCCAUGGACUUCGUGAUGGCCCUCAUUUACGACAUGGUACUGCUCGUGAUCACCCUGGGGCAGGCCCUCUUCACACUCUGUGGCAAGUUCAAGAGGUGGAAGCUGAAUGGGGCCCUUAUUCUGAUCACGACCUUCCUCUCUCUGCUUAUUUGGGUGGCCUGGAUCACCAUGUACCUCUUCGGCAAUGCCAUGUUAAACCACAGAGAUGCCUGGAGUGACCCUACUUUGGCCAUCACACUGGCAGCCAGUGGAUGGGUCUUCAUCGUCUUUCACGCCAUUCCCGAGAUCCACUGCGCUCUCCUUCCGCCCCUGCAGGAAAACCCACCUAACUACUUCGACACAUCGCAGCCAAGGAUGCGGGAGACAGCAUUUGAGGAAGAUGUGCACCUGCCACGUACCUACAUGGAGAACCAGGCCUUCUCGAUGGAUGAGCACAGUGCAGCUCUCCGGACAGCAGGAUUUUCCAACGGCAGCUUAGGAAAAAGAUCCAGUGGCAGCUUGGGGAAGAAACCCAGUGGUGGCUUGGGAAACAGACCCAGCGCUCCGUUUAGAAGCAAUGUGUAUCAGCCAACCGAGAUGGCCGUUGUGCUCAAUGGUGGGACUAUCCCAACUGCUCCGCCAACUCACACUGGAAGACACCUCUGGUGAACAACUUUAAAUUUCAGAGAAUAAGACUCUCUCUUACCAAUUCCAUUCCCUGGCUGUGUCUUUCUUGAGGGAGAAAUCAGUAACAGUAGCCGAGCAAGGCCGCCUCACAGCCAGGAGAGUUGGAAAUCCCGGCCGAGGGACUUUUGUGUAAAUGUGAACACUGAUGAACUGAAAAGCUAACACCGACUGCCCUCCCCUGCCCUCCUCUGCCACACACACACACACAGACACACAGACACAGACACCUAAUGCCACACAAACCUUGGUCCCUGCAAACUAAAACAGAGCUCAUUGCAAAUAGUAUUAGGCUCACGGGCAAAUGUGGCUGGGGAGACUGUAUCAUCCUCUGGGGGUAGAACAGAAUUGAAUUCACAGCCUAUGGCCUGGCUGAUGCUGGCCAUAUAGAGGGUGGGGGACAGCCCAUCACCCUCCCCAGCAAGUGCCAGAUCCAGGCCAUCUCUUGGAGAUGACUGUGUUAUUGAGGAUGACUAGUAGAAGCUUUUCCUGGCUUGCCUGGUGGUUUGCACAUUUCAGAGGAGUUAAGAAGCUGUGGGUGUGAUUCUAAGGUAAAUCGUGGGGGCAGCUUUAUAGCCAGAAGUGGUAUAGGAACCUGGCAUGUGCCAAAGAGGAGAGACCCUCUGGGUAUUGAAGUGACCAUCAUCUUGUUCUAGCACCUAUGACAAGAAAGCCAUCCUGCCCCCUUCUCUGUGGAGCCCCAGAAAUAGUCAAGCAUUGUGGUGCCACAGUCCCUCCGGCUUCUUGCACUUACAGGGGUCCCUUUCCCAGUUCUAUCUGCUGGUUUGUUCGAAAAGCUCAAAUGGAGCCAUGGGCUGGAAGCCCCUCCACGAGCCAGACUGGAAGGCCAGUGCCAUAGCAGAUUUCCAUGAUGAUGUCACACAGCAGGGCUCCCCUGUAGGAUGGAGAGAUGAUGUCCUUCUGCCUACAAGCAGUGACGUAUUAGAUCUUUUCUGUGGAUCAGGGGAAAGUUCCCAGACGGAGUGAAUCCCAUGAGGGUUUCUUGCUGCUUUAGGAGAAAGUGGGGGACAUUUUUCUCUUGCUUUUCUGCAAGUCUCAUGAAAAUGGCUCUCUUCAAAGCCCAUGUUUCUGUCAUGGUUUCCAUCUGUCCUAAGCAAGUCAUUCCUUUGUUACUUGGCAUUUCCACAUCCCAACCAUUAAAAGCCCCCAUGUUCUCUGCACUGUUUGGCCAACAUAAUUGCUAGCAACAAGUCAGAGCAAAGAGUUUUAACCUGACACGUGGAAUGUAUCAACAAGGGUGGUACCUUUUGCAUAGACUCUAAUCACCACAUUGCUUUUUCUAUAAAACUACCCAUAAGCCUUUAACCUUUAAAGAAAAUGAAAAAGGUUAGUGUUGGGGGUGGGGGUGGGGGUGAGGGUGGAGAUGGGGGUAACGACCUCUUCAUAAGCCAGUACUUCUGAGCCGAGUAUGUUUUAAUAAACCUGAUUUGUCUUGAGGCCCUAGUCUCUGCUGUGUCCCCUCCCGACCCCCUACCUGUCCUUACAGAGCACUGGGGAGGUGAGGCUGGCUAUCUGACCACCCCUGUGUGUAAAUUUCCCUUAUAGCUCUUGCAUUUCCUUAUAUUACUAAGCAUGGAGACGAGAGCAUGGCACCAAAAUGUCCCCCAUCCUGAGCUUCCCAGAAGCACCAAACCCCCACUCCCUCAUAGCAUGUGCUUUGCUUCUAGAGAAUCAGAUCUGGUCCUCUCUGCUCAAGGACCACCAUUGGGUGGGUUGAAAACUUGGGAGUCUUGGGGAGGGAAGCAGCCAAGGCCUGGGGCGGGGCUAAGGCGGCUGCAUGCAGACCCAGCAUUCUGCAAAUAAAGUCUCUGAAUCCCUUGGUCCAGUCUGCCAGAAAAACCACAGCAUUGCACAUUCUCAUACCAGGAAAUGGUUGCUCACCCCUGCUCUCUGGAGUCCUUUGGAGCUUUCUGAUACCAUCAGUGACUCGAUCUGCAAAAGCCCCCCUUGCAGAAGGGAGGAGUUCACACGAUUGAUUGGGUCUCUCUAAGUUCUUUGUUGUCCACAUGUAUAAGGUGAGCACCAUCUAUAUAAAUGGCUACCGGUGAAAAGGAGCAUUUCCACACCAUAAAAACAGAACCAUCUUUGAGCCAUGGGAAACCUCUCUUAUAAUGAUGAGACCACUUCUAUUUCUUUUUUUUGCUUUUAAAUCUCUGGUAGGUUAGUGCUUCUGGGUUUUGUUUUCUUUUGGCUUUAAGUUUCAGGGUGGGCUAUAUGUUCUCAUGAUGGGGGCCAAGGUGGGAACGGAGGGAAAUCUGCUAUUUUUCUAAUGGGUUCACUCGAAGCACUAAGAGGAGGCUUCACCCAGAGACUGUGGCAUCCAGCUUCCUAUGGAACAAGGUUUAAAUACGGAAUUGAACAGUACCUCUAUUUCAGAUCUGUGUAUGUAAACAAGGCUUACUUGGGGAAAAUGACCUGGAAGGACAGCAUCUGUGAAUAAUCCCUCACUGUAAGCACAAACUUUUCCAUGUCUUGUUAGUAGCAUUGCUUUGGGACUAUAACAACCACUCUCGUUGCCUCUUUUAAUAGAAACAUUUUCCAGCCUGGGUAUCUCCACUGGACAUAGAGGGUGGGAGGUGAGGAACUGAGUUCCAAGAACUUACAAACUGGGGAGCCCUGUCCAUCUCAAGUGUUUCCAGGAUUAAGAGCUAGCUGUUGGAAACUGUGUGUCCAGUGGUUGUUUUGUUUUUUGUUUUGUUUUGUUUUAGCACAGAUGUAUGGGGUCAGGGUCCCUGAACAAGUGCAGGCUGGGGGUGGUCCUCUGGGUUACUGCAGGCUGAGUUGAACACUUUGGGUUGAAACCUAAACUAAAAGAGGGCAUAGUGGCUUUUAUAAUCCAAGGGUUCAGUGAUCAUACCAGCUUUGGGGAGUUCUCAGCAGGUGCUUUUUAUUAAUUGAUACAGAGCUAAGGCUCGUUUUUGAUAGAUAAUAUAUAUUUAUUAAAUGUAUUAAUGUGUGUUUUAUAAUGUACCUUUAUCUUCCCCUGGCUGACUUGCAUACUUAAAAAAAAUCAUUCAGAAAUUUCAAGACAAUCAAUGCAUACCGUACAUGACUGUAUAUAAAUAUUACAAAUUUGAAAGGUUGUUAAGCAUGAGCAGAUAGGUUUAUUUUCAAAAUGCUGUUCUUAACACAAGAAAUAAAGGCUUUACUAUUUACUUAA
Cavia porcellus (domestic guinea pig) is the source of this 4558-nucleotide messenger RNA. It is a transcript of the gene Gprc5b, whose product is annotated as G protein-coupled receptor class C group 5 member B. Gene Ontology annotation, biological process: G protein-coupled receptor signaling pathway. The transcript has 4 exons. Bases 16 to 1362 code for a protein of 448 amino acids. The record is from RefSeq and is a predicted model, not a curated record. Lineage: Eukaryota; Metazoa; Chordata; Mammalia; Rodentia; Caviidae. Gene Ontology annotation, molecular function: protein kinase activator activity; protein kinase binding; G protein-coupled receptor activity. Gene Ontology annotation, cellular component: signaling receptor complex; intracellular membrane-bounded organelle; plasma membrane.